Molecule: messenger RNA, 6770 nt
Organism: Sciurus carolinensis (gray squirrel)
Lineage: Eukaryota; Metazoa; Chordata; Mammalia; Rodentia; Sciuridae
Gene: Adcyap1r1
Product: ADCYAP receptor type I
Exons: 18
Coding region: 670-2244 (524 amino acids)
Biological process (GO): cell surface receptor signaling pathway; adenylate cyclase-modulating G protein-coupled receptor signaling pathway
Cellular component (GO): plasma membrane; neuron projection
Molecular function (GO): peptide hormone binding; vasoactive intestinal polypeptide receptor activity; G protein-coupled peptide receptor activity
Source: RefSeq, a predicted model, not a curated record
GGGGCAGGCUGGUCCGGGUGCCUCUGCUCCAGCUAGGUCUGUGCGGCAGGCAGGGUCCUCUUCGCUCUUGGCACCGACUCCCCUCGGCCUAACCCCGCCCCGGGAGCUCAUUGGUCUGCACCCCAUCCCCAGCCUGAGAGCUCCGCGGAGGGAGGCGGUGGUCGGUCGCCUCCCUCCGGUCCCCCGCCUGGCUUCGCGGCGGAGGCGGCGCCUCUCCCGCAAGACAGAGCCCCGCUGGGCGGCAGGGCGGCGCGGGGCGGGCGCGGGGCGGCGAAGGCAGGCGCGGGGCACCGCGCUCCUGCACCGGGCGGUGACUGACGGCCGCGGCGGCGGCGGCUCCAAAGCGAGCGCGGUCCCCGCGUGCGCACACGCACACGCCGCCGCGCAGGGACACACGGACCCCGGCCGCCCGCGGCCACACGGACGCGGAGACUCGGCUCGGCGCGCGCGCUCCUCGGCUCACACGCUCCGCAUCCCCUGGCGGCGCCGGGCGCGGACUCGCGGGCUGCGCGCCCUCUUGGCGGAGCCUGUCCGGGAGGACCCGGAGCACCCGCAGCCCCCGGCCCCGCGGCCCCACCGCCAGGCCCCGCAGUGAGCAGCCUGUGGACCCCUUGGGGCUGACCAGCGGCAGCUGGCGUGGGAGGCCAGCAGUGCCGGCUGAGGAGCACCAUGGCCAGCAUCCUGCAGGUCUCCCUGGCUGCACUCCUCCUGCUGCCUGUGGCCACCACCAUGCACUCUGACUGCAUCUUCAAGAAGGAGCAGGCCAUGUGCCUGGAGAAGAUCCAGAGGGCCAACGACCUGCUGGGCUUGAACGAUUCCUCCCCAGGCUGCCCCGGUAUGUGGGACAAUAUCACCUGCUGGAAGCCCGCCCAUGUAGGUGAGAUGGUCCUUGUCAGCUGCCCCGAUGUCUUCCGGAUCUUCAACCCAGACCAAGUCUGGGAGACGGAAACCAUCGGAGAGUUUGAUUUUGCUGGCAGUAACUCCUUGGGUCUCUCAGACAUGGGUGUGGUGAGCCGGAACUGCACGGAGUAUGGCUGGUCCGAGCCCUUCCCUCAUUACUUUGAUGCUUGUGGCUUUGAGGACUAUGAUUCUGAGACUGGGGACCAGGAUUAUUACUACCUGUCGGUGAAGGCCCUCUACACUGUCGGCUACAGCACCUCCCUCGUCACCCUCACCACUGCCAUGGUCAUCCUGUGUCGCUUCCGGAAGCUGCACUGCACCCGAAACUUCAUCCACAUGAACCUGUUUGUGUCCUUCAUGCUGAGGGCGAUUUCUGUCUUCAUCAAAGACUGGAUCCUCUAUGCUGAGCAGGACAGCAACCACUGCUUCAUCUCCACCGUGGCAUGCAAGGCCGUCAUGGUUUUCUUUCACUACUGUGUUGUGUCCAACUACUUCUGGCUGUUCAUCGAGGGCCUGUACCUCUUCACGCUGCUGGUGGAGACUUUCUUCCCUGAGAGGAGAUACUUCUACUGGUACACCAUCAUUGGCUGGGGGACCCCAACUGUGUGUGUGACCGUGUGGGCUACCCUGAGGAUCUACUUUGAUGACACAGGCUGCUGGGAUAUGAAUGACAGCACAGCUCUGUGGUGGGUGAUCAAAGGUCCUGUGGUUGGCUCGAUCAUGGUUAACUUUGUGCUUUUCAUUGGCAUCAUUGUCAUCCUUGUGCAGAAGCUGCAGUCUCCAGACAUGGGAGGCAAUGAAUCCAGCAUCUACUUAACAAAUUUAAGCCUGGGAGUCCCCAAGAAAACCCGAGAGGACCCCCUGCCUGUGCCCUCAGACCAGCAUUCACUCCCUUUCCUCAGCUGCGUGCAGAAAUGCUACUGCAAGCCACAGCGGGCUCAGCAGCACUCUUGCAAGAUGUCAGAACUGUCCACCAUUACUCUACGGCUGGCCCGGUCCACCCUGCUACUCAUCCCGCUGUUUGGAAUCCACUACACCGUAUUCGCCUUCUCCCCAGAGAACGUCAGCAAGAGGGAAAGAUUGGUGUUUGAGCUGGGGCUGGGCUCCUUCCAGGGCUUCGUGGUGGCUGUUCUCUACUGUUUUCUGAAUGGGGAGGUGCAGGCAGAGAUCAAGCGGAAAUGGCGGAGCUGGAAGGUGAACCGUUACUUCACCAUGGACUUCAAGCACAGGCACCCAUCCCUGGCCAGCAGCGGAGUGAACGGGGGCACCCAGCUCUCCAUCCUGAGCAAGAGCAGCUCCCAACUCCGCAUGUCCAGCCUCCCGGCCGACAACCUGGCCACCUGAGUCCCCCUCCCCGAUUUCUCUCCUCCUACACGGGCUGGGGCUGCCGGCAGGGGCUGCGCACAUUAGCAUCUCCUCCCUCUCUUUGAGCAGGCCCUGGGCUGGCAUCUUGGCUCCUCCCCAAGGGGGGAGGAGGAGGCAGGACGCAGACUGGAAUUGUCCCUCCUGUUUUGGUACUGGCCCUGCCCACUCUGGUCCUUUGGGCCCUGAUUGGACAUGUAAAUACUCCUCGAAUUUGGAAAGUUGUCCCAUCCCUUCCUCCACUCACUUCAGCCAACCCAGCUCCAUUGCACUGCGUCUUGGCCAGCCUCAGUGAUGGCCUGAGCCCAGGCAUGAGGCUUUGUGAGCUGAGGCUGAAGAGACCCUGCCUGGAGUGGUUGGCGUGAUGCCCACCCAACAGCCCCCUCAGUUUUGACUUCAAAUGUGGGACCUUUUUCUGUCUGAGCCCAGUCCCUGAGGCUAACCAGAGGUCCAGCUGGGGUGGUCAGAUCCUUCAGUGCAGGCCAGCCCCAAGGCUCCCUGAUACUCACCUGGCAUCUUGGUGUCCAGAUUCCCAACCCCUGGGUACCAGGGUCAUGGGACAACUCCAUGCUCUUUCAGUCAGAGACUUCAGUUGGGGGUGGGGGUUGAGGGUCAGGAAAAGUUCUGGUGCUUUUCAUUUGAUCCAAGAAGAGCUGAGAGCCAGAAUGUGCAUAUGCCUGGGAAGGAGAUGGAACAGUUUGGGAGACCCAUGGAAGAAGACUUCCUCCAUCUCCAUUUUUGGACCCUGAUACCAGACAGGCAGGGUUCAUCUGGUAGCUCCCCUUCUGCCCUUCCUAUUUCCAGUAGAUGCCCCAGAGAAGCUGCCUCCCAAGUACACCCACCACAGAGUCCCUAAGCCCUCCUUCCUACUUCCCCUUAAGUCAAAGCCAUGACUAGGUCAAACCAGCCGCCUUCCUGUGAUGUCAGCGAAUCCUGGAGCACCUCACACCUCCGUGUGCCCAAGUCCUGGGCCCAGGGCUCCCCCAGCCCCUGCCUCCAAGGUGAUGAAGAGCCCCAGCCACCAGGUUUUCAGACCUGAACUCAACUACUGAACUCUGAGACCUCUGCACCACGUCCCCCUGUGUGCCCUUGACAUUGGAUCACUGAGGGCUGCUAGGGUGUUUGAGGGGACGCCAUGCCUACACAUGCAUUAGCAGAAGCUGCUGGUGGGAGGAGCUGAUGCCCAUCCUGGCCCCCCAGCUGCAAAUCGCACAGCCACCACCCAGUAAUUUCAGAUAGAGUAGAACCAGGUUCAGGGAAGCUUGAGGAAAGUGCUAGAGUGCUGUGGCCCUUGUGCCCCAGUUCAUUCCAUGUCAGCUCUUGGUCUUGUUCCUGUUUAUGUGUUUGUGGACUUGCUUCAUGAUCAUGCUCUGAAAUGCUUGGGAGUUUGGGUGGAGGGUGGUGGUGUUUUGUCUUGGUUUCAUAAAGAGGAAGGAACCUUGGGGCCCUUGGCAGUGCUUCUGGAGACACCUUCAAAGGGACUGGAGAAGGAUCUAAAGGAUCUAGUGGCACUAAUUUAGAGAUGUCUUGUGUCCUUGGCAGUGGAGUUAGUCCCUGGGUCUUUGACAAAGCCAGAGGGAGAAAGGAACUUUCCCCACUUUUCUCAGCACACUGACUGACUUGGACGGGCUAUGGGAUGUGCAGUCCCUUCUCCCUGUGCCAGACCCCCUGAUCCCCUCACUCUGCUUGGGGAGUCAGGUGUAUUACCCAGGAAGUGUCUUCUGGUCAUCUUGCACUUGGGUCACUGCUGGAGAUCCUGAGUUGCUUGGAAGGAGCCAUGGCCUGGGAUUCAGAGACCAAGAUUCUGCCCCAGCUGGGUUCAGAUGCUUUGACUCUGGAUGCAAUCCUCCCUCUUCUGGGCUUCAGUUUCCCCAUUCAUGAAAUGAGGUGGCUUCUAAUGCUUCUCUGGGCUCUGUACUGUUCAGCAGUUUUCCAAUUCAAAACUAAGGCAGAUAAAGGGCACGCAUGAUCACGUGUAUCAUCUAAGGUUUUGGGGUGUGUGUGAGGGUGAGGGAGGAAUGCUGUUUAUUUUCCCUUAGAAACCUGGCUCCUUUCCCUUCCAUCUGGACACCACAGUGGAAGCUGGUAGAAUGGAGGGGAGGCUCAGAUCAUGGACAUUUGAACGGGUGCCUUGGGCGUGAUGUGCAGACCAGUGCUCAAUACCUGGCUUGGGCAGGUUGCCAUGACUGGGUGACAGCCACCAAGGAGCAGUCAUAUGGACCCCAUUCAUUUGUCACCACCCCCACCAGCAAGGCUGUGUCGCUGUGGAAGAAGAAACUGUGACUUUAUAGAUACAUCAUCGUAACACAGCAAAAACAAGUCAGCCCUGAAUCCCAUGGACUGCACUGCUCCCGAGCCCUGGGCUCAGGAGUCCUAGAGGUUCCAGGUCCUGUUGGUUUGUUUUCUGUUUGAAUGAAUUUUUGCCACUCUUGUGAGAAGAUGUACUUGCUGUGUUCUGAAUGUUCCAGGAGGUUCUGGUUUAGGGUCACAGGCAGUGGGUCAAACCCCUCCCUCCCAGAUCUUUUGUUUUCAACUCUGUCGCCUGGGCAGUAAGACUAGAUGAUCUUUCCAUAGCCCAACACAUCCUGGAAUUCUCUCCAAGUACCAGCCAUCUCCUUGGAAUGGGCCCCAGGUAAGGGCUGCAUCAUUGCCUGGACCCACAAAAGAGAAGGAAUCCUGCUGUGUGAAGAGGGAGGGAGACAACUGGGAAAUGUUCUGCUUGAGAAGAGCGGAGCAGGGUUGUUGGGUUCUAUGCCUGCUGAGGAUUGUUCCUGGGAAGGGGUUUUUUUUGUUCUAUGCAAUCUUAAACCUCACCCAUGGGAGGCCAAAUUCGUCUUGGGAUAAGGAAAUCUCACCCUCUGUCAUGACUGUCCAGGUGUGGGACAGGAAGCUAGUGUCAGGAGAGGCACAAGUUAGGGAAGCUGAGGCUACCAUGGAGCCAGUGAGGGACCAGAGAGUGGAAUUUAGGGGUUCAGCAGCCUUCUCAUGGUCCCCAGCACUGUGAGCCUCAUGACUUCCCAUCAUGCUUGGGGCCAAACUACAUUCUCUGUCUCAGGGGGGAGCCCUGUGACCAUUCGUGGCAUGUCUACCCUUCUCUAACCCCAUCUUCUGUGAGCUGUGUCCUUGGGAAAAUAAGGCCAGGGAGCCAGAACCUGGCUUGAGGCUGGAAAUACACCUGCAUCUGUGUUCUUAUACCAAGGCCCCAGCUCCUUGAUCUGCCCCUUUCUCUUCCUGGAAGAGGCUCUCUUUUAAUUCUUUGAGUACCCUUAUCCCUUUCAUGGCCACUCCAAAGUGAAAGUAGUGAACACUGAAUCAUAUGAACUGCUUGAGCCCAGGCAGCAUGGAAACCAGCUGGAAGAGCCCCUAGCAAGGAGCGGGGACUUGGGCUUCUCCUCGCUUUGCCACUGACCUGCUAUUUGACCUUGACUCAUUCCCUUAUGACUUUGGGGAAACACAAAAUACUAGAACUGGGAGAAACUUGGAGAUCUGCCAUCAAAUGUCAUCUUUGGACUGAUGAGGAAACAGGUGGGCCAGGCAUAAAUCUGAAGGAGGAAAUGGCCCCACCAGUACGUACACAUUCCUGCACAUGAGCCAGAAUGUGGUGCUCAAAGCAGCCACAUGUAAUAAACACUUCGCCUUGUGCAGCAGAAGGGCUCUGGCUACAGAAAGCUGUUUAGGACUCCAGACUGCAGGAGAAGCAAAGGAGUCAGCCUGGUGUGGGGAGAACUGAUGGGCUUUGCCACCUGCUCUGUGAUGCCAGCAUUACCCUCUCCAGGCCUCUGCUCCCUAAUCUGAGAAAUGCAUGAGUGUGACUGAAUCAUCUGCUGCACAGGCCAGGAAUGAGAUUGAAGCGAGAGACCCUCUGCAUGUGAAAGAACUUUAAAAAUGACCCAAGUUUGGGCUCAUUACUGGGGUGAAGACCCCUGAAAGGGACUCCUUGCUGUUCAUCUACUGCAUUGAGCCCUCCUGGGUUUACCUUUAUCCCAUUUGUAAAACCACCAGCACUGGGGAUGAAGAGGAAGCCAGAGGGCUCUGGUAGACACAGUCUCAGCUUUAUCUUCAACUGAUUCCUUUUGCACUUGGGAUUAGGAUGGGCAGAGGACCAUGGGGGUGUUUUGAGCAUUUGCAUGCUAUCCUCUUGGGUAUCCUUCGAGGAUGUAGGAAAGUUCUCCAGUGGGCCAUAUGCCCAUCCCUUCUCCUUUCCCUGAACUCCAGGUCUGGGAAUUGUCUGCACUCAGUCACGUGUGUCUUGUCUGAUGUCUGUGUUCUGUCGCUUUGUGCCUGCCAGGGUUGGAGUCGUGCAGCCCCUGGCAUCCCAGGCGUGACUCCAGGCUCCUUUGUGGGAACUGGAUCAGCCUGGGUUUCAUCUCCCAUGAUAAAGAUGAGCCCCAUAGACCUCAUUGCUACUGCUGCUGCCAUUAAUGCUGUGCUCACAACCUUGUCCGGGUUUUAAGGAUGUCAAACUGCUGUAGAUGACUCAAUAAAUGUCUUCUCAUUUUUUUUUCCUG